This is a messenger RNA of Verticillium dahliae VdLs.17, 801 nucleotides long. RefSeq names its product ornithine decarboxylase antizyme. Gene Ontology annotation, molecular function: ornithine decarboxylase inhibitor activity. Gene Ontology annotation, biological process: positive regulation of protein catabolic process. The transcript is spliced from 3 exons. Gene Ontology annotation, cellular component: cytoplasm; nucleus. Lineage: Eukaryota; Fungi; Ascomycota; Sordariomycetes; Glomerellales; Plectosphaerellaceae. The record is from RefSeq and is a predicted model, not a curated record. The coding region runs from base 1 to 801 and encodes 266 amino acids.
AUGUCGCCCAUGAAAAACAACAAUAAUCAAUCCAGUAGUAAUCAUGGCGAGGUCGUUGUCCGUCAGGCCAACGUCCUUGCCAGCUGCUACAUUGUCGACACCGCCGGCCUCCUCAAGGGCCUCCACUACUGCACUACCGGGGCUACCGGGGCAGAGUGGAAGCGCGGCAGCGCCAGCAGCAGCAGCAGCAGCAAGAGGUCCCGACGAGGGGGGGCAGCACUUUCAAUCAGGGAAGAAUGUGAGAGAUUCUUUUGCGAGCGCAUGUCGGCCGUGUUCCAGGGUGAGCGGAACGCGGAUGCGAAAGCCUCGGGCCUGAUGGGUGUUCACGCGCUGCUACCGACGCCGCCCAACGACAAUCCGGACGCCAGCUACUUUGGCGGCAGGGACGGCUUCGCGGCCGCCAAGACGCAGCACGGCGUCCAGCGCCACGACGACGACCUUGCCGGUUCCGGCACCGUCGUCACGGCCUGGCUCGAGAUCUGGGAUUUUGCCGGCGGCGCCAGCUUCCGCGCCUUCGUGGGAGACGACGGCCUCGAGAGGUCCCUGUUCGUAUUCUUCGAUGGCAACGUUGUCGGUGUCGACUUGAAGAAAGCCCUCAUGGCGCUCAUCGAGUUGGCCGACACGCCGCUCGACUGCCAGCACCUGGUGGUCUGUCUCGACCGCCGCAUCGAAGAGCGCGAUGCAAAGAGUCUCAUGAAGAGUCUCCAGUGGGUCGGCUUUGAGCUAACAACGCUCGACAACUGGGCCAAGGACCUCGAUGUCACGAGCAAGGAAUGGCUCUUCAUGGGCAUGGAGCUGUAG